GCAGACAGUACAUGGCAUUUUAUGUGUAGGAGUUUAAGGGAAGACUCGAGGAUUGGCUUCGUCGAACCUUCUCGGCCCUAGUCUAGACUAGAGAGAACUGUUGUAGCUUGUGUAGUUGUUCUUAUACCGAUGGGGAGUCCAUGUAAAGCAGAUAAUUGGAUACUGUUGGGUAAGGGAGGAGCAUCAUAUCAUCUUCCUCAAAGCAUGAUUUUUAUUGGUCGUCAAGAAUGUGAUAUUCUCUUGCAGUCUUCUAGCGUUGAUAAAAGACAUGCUGUGAUAUGUUAUGAUGCCAGUGAACGAUGCUUUUGUAUUAAAGAUCUGAACAGUCUAAAUGGAACUUAUCUAAAUGGAUUGCGUAUACCAGAACAGUCUUAUGUGAAGUUAAACCAUCUUGACUGUCUUCGUUUUGGCUACGGAUCUGAUGUUUUUUACGUGAGAAAAUCUGUAGAAGCUUCUACUCCAAAACAAACCAUAGAAUCAAGUAGUUGUCUUUCUCAACUCGACCAAAGUUCUAAAGGGGCAACAUUACUGAGCAAACCAUUCACAGACUCGUGGAACUCUACCAAUCAAAACAGAGAGACUAGUACGAAAUUUAAACGGCAUUCUGUUGGAGAUACAGAUAUAAAUGGUUGUCAUGUAGUAACAAAUAGAAAAUACAGCACAUCAGACAAACUACAAGACCACCAAGAAAAGCUACAAUAUACUGAUUCACUAGAAGACCUCAGGACUACUCCAAGUAGUGCUCAAGAGCAGUCAUCCCAUUCAAGACUUUCACCAGUGUUUUUGAUUUCACAGAAGUCACAACCUCAAGCAAAACCAUCAGUUAUGAGUCCUCAUGGAAGUCGCACUAAUGUAAAAUCUGCAGGGGAUAGUAGUCAUCCACAUUCACCAGAAAGCACUACUGGGGAGAAAACCCCAACACCAAGUACCCAACAUACUGUUGGUCAAGAAAGCUUUUCACAGAAAGCUGAAUCUCCAUGUUCUGAGGAGAAAGAUGACAGGACAGACAGUGGAAUUGUUAGUUCUCCAGAUAAGGGAGUGGCAACAUCACCUGUAGCUUUUACCAUUGCUUUUAGUAAUGAGUUUGCUGCACCUCGCAAAACUUUGGGUAUUAAGGACAGCAUAAGCAAAUUUGCCCCUCCUGACAGACAACGACAAAGAACUAAGGCUAAUGACAAUACAAAUGGAACAAAGGCAGUUUCUCAAGAUGCAAAAUCUGUAAGUUCCAGUGAUACAAACCGUAAGCAAGAACGGCUUGCUUCAGAAAAAUCAGAAGAAUAUCCUGAAGAAAAGGUGAAAGUGAAACAUAAGGAGAGUCCUUCCAAAAAGCAGCCUACUGCUAAUGGUAAACUUAGUACUUCUGCAACUUAUUUAAUACAAAGAAUGUUAGACAGUGAACCAUCACCAAAGAUUGUAUCUGAGGAAGAAACAAAUCAGGAAGUAUCUCCUUGUUCAGUUGAAAGGAAGGGACAGUUUACUUCUCCGCAGAAGCACUCAAGUCCAAAACAAGAUUCCAAAAUGCAACAGAAACACCUUCACUCCCCUACAGCUGAUAAAGAACUUUAUAUUGGUGAUGACAAAAGUGAAACUGGGACAUACACUGUAGAAGGAGACCAAACUGACAAAGAUUUGGAAGAGGCUCGUCGGAAAAUUGACGAGGUCUUUGGUGUGUUUAUAAAUCAUGAUUCAAUGUCUGAAACACAAAGUGCUUUUUCUUUAGUUGGAGACUUAACCAAAAUUCCUGACACGGUGUCAGAAGAGAUGAAAAAAUCUGCUGAAUAUUCACAUCAAGAGCCUAGUAAAGAACAAACACCAUCUAGACCUAAACGUCGUCUUCCCACUCCUCCUAUUCAGAAUUUUGUUCAAAGUGUCAAUACUACGAGGUCAGGUUCUCCCUCAAGAAUUACUCCGAAACCUAUACCUAGUCCACGUCCUAAGCAUAAAGGACAGUCCAGCCUUCAACAGUCCUGGCAUGGUGAGCUCCCAAGUGGAUUUUGUGUGCAAGAAUCAAGUACUGGUGAACUUGUGGACAAUCGACUGGCCACAUCAACAAAUGAUCUUCAAUUCAAACCUUCACCACCAGAUAGGAGUGUAAAGAAAGGAAAGAAAAUUUCUUCUAAGAGAACAGUGUCUCCUGGAAGGUCUAAUGACAUUAUGACAAAAUCAGUAGAUGGAGCUCUACAUAAUCCUGCAGACAAAAGAAAAAGCCCUCGUGCCAAAACUGGAGGGAUUCUUUGGAAGAAAAUGCCAUGGAAUUUAACAUCAUCAGAACAAGAUCUAGAUCAUAGCCGCUCAGAAACAGCCAGCAUUGUGUCUGACAUCUCCACAAGCACAGAACCAAGUUCUCAAAGUUCUGGAAGGGGUAAAACAGACUCGGGACCACAGAUGAAACUUAAUAGAGCAUUUGCUUUGCGAAGAGCAAGACUAGGCUUAGAUUCAGACACACCUUGUGGUGUUUCAAGUGCCAAUAGCCGUCCACCCACUGGCACAACUGAUGUCAAGAAUAGAGCUACUCACCUUAAUCCUUCACUACACAGACAAGAUGGAGGUCGCUUUAGUCUUAGGCUUCCUCGUAGUUCUCCCCGACCAGGCUGUGCCAAACUUGCAGAUUCUAAGAAGCCAGCAUUGGGUCGAGUUAGUUCUCCAAAGUCCCAGCAAAAAUCAAAGAAAAAACAGCCUUCAGAUUAUAAAGGUCACAAGCGAAAUGACAGUGAUCCUGGAAAACCUAGAAUCUCAGCCAGAAAAACUAGCUUUACAGUCACAGUGUCUGAUACUGAAGCCCGAUCAGGUACACCAAACUCACAGAAUUCAUCCUUCGAUGGGGAUAAUCUUCAGUUCUUCCACAGAUCGGCAUCAUUUAGUGGGGCAGAUGAUUUGUUAGCAGAACACCGUCCUUUCAGAGGCAUUCCUAUCAGUUUGUCACAUCGAGACUUUACAGGAAGAUCACAUUUAAGAAGCCAGUCAUUCCGUAACAGCCAACUAGCAAAAACUAAGCAAGGGAAUUACAGCAAGAAAGAAGAGUUUGUUGAUAAUGGCUUGAAGGCAGAAACAGAUCAGGAGAAAAUUCAGAGUGGUCAGCAGAAAAGAGAGCUUUCGGCAUUGGACUGCCUGGUGGUGUCAGCUAUUUAUCAGCUAUCAGCCAAACUUCGUAGCACAGCAAGAAUCAUUCUGGAAAAAGAGAAAAACAGGCAUCCAACAAACAGUGACACACGGCUAAUGAUUGAUGAGGUUCUUCCCCAGAUUACAGACAAGAGACUGCCAGACUACGCUCUUGAUAUUAACCAUGCUAAUUUAACCAGGGAACUGUCCAGUGUUCUAAAGAAUCUCAAACGUGUAGAGCAAGGUAUUGAAGUUGUAGCUACACUGAUGGAUUCUCGAUGUGAAGAUGGCUCAUCUAAACACAAGGAACAGACUGCCUCUCAUAGUGGCUUUUUUAUUGUAGAUGUCUAAUUUUGCUUUUUUUUGUAAUUUUAAAUGGUGGUUGUUGUGUGCAAGGCUUUUAAUAUGAAUGUAACAUAGCCAGUAGUUAUUAAAAAAAAGUAUACAAUAUUAACAAGGAGGUGAUCUGUGAUGUAUAGAUGCCUAAAGUAGCAGAUGUAAAGAUUUAUGUGUUUGCAGCAAGAUAUAUUUAAUAUUAACUUCUUGUACAUACUAUAUUAUUCCUAGUAUUUUGUUUGGUAUAAGCUAUUAGCUAAUGUUAAGGUUGUGUUUGGUUAACAAUAUACUUGGUCACCCUAUCUUUCACGUUUCAACUAACUGGUAGCCAUGAAAAUGAGAUUACAUUAUAUAUUAAAGUUCUUCCAAGGAAAUUUUUUAUGUCAGUAAAAUUUAUCUAUAGUCACCUGCAAGUUAUUUAUUUUAGUGUAUUAAGUGGACACUUCUGGUGAUGGGUACACAUAACCAUAUUGUUUGAAUUUAAUGAUAAACAUGAUUCUGACUUUAUGUAUAUGUUCAUAUAUCUAUCUAUCCCAAAUUGUUUUUUUCUCUAAAGAAGUUUAUUUUUUGUACCCUACAUUUUUCUUAUUAGCAAAGUGGCACAGUGGAUGUUUCUGUAGCUAUUUUGCUAUAUUCAGCAAGAAUAGUUUUUUUUUGUUUUUUUUAAUAUUCUGUCUUGUUCUGAUUACUUGAGUAAUGAUGGAUAUUUCUGUGUCUUACUCCAUAUUGUGUAUCAAAAUUAGUUAACAUUUUAUAAUACAGGGGGAUGUAUUGCAUUGUAAUGCAAAUUAAUUCUGUCGUUUAUCUUUUCCUUUCUUGAAAGAAUAGUUGGUAUUUGUGCAUCUUCCAUUUCUAGCAAGAAGAGCUCAAGCCCAUUCUGUCUAUCAUGGAAGAGUUAAGAUAUGUGUAUUCCACCCUGUCCAAUCUAACAGAUAAAAAUUUAUAUCUAACCUUCAUUUUACUUCACAAAAAUUUUUGUUAGUUAUGUUACCCUGUUUUCUUUAAAAUGAAGAUUUUAUACUUGUCUUGAUAUUUUUUUCUGUUUAGAAAAAAAAAGCUAAGAAUUUUUAUGUCUUGCACUGCUUGUCUUUUAAGUAACUUUUAUAGUUCUAUUGUUUUAUCCUGUUUGGUCUAAUUAGAGAAGUUAAUAUCACUGUAAUUUACUUUGUUUUACUCUGUUCUAAAAGGAACAUAGAUUCUUUUUUUUAUCCUAAUGAAUUUGGCCCCAGCUGAUGAACAGAGAAAGUAUUGCAUUCAUGUUAAUUAAUGAGAUACCAGUUAAUAGUGUUUGAAGCAUUCCAUAUUUAGUCCCACUGUUUAGCUAGUUCAAGCUAGUACUCAUAAGUGUGGAGCUUGUGAUAAUUAAAUGCUCAUGUUGUGCAGUGAAAAAUGGUAGUUUUUUUUUUUAAGUAAACUCUUCUGUGGAUUUAUUCCAUAGUUUGUAAUAUCCACACUACUAGUUUUCUCUCUUCAGUCGAAAGUAACUUGUGAUAACAUGUUUCGAACUUUCUUAUAUUGCUGAAAGUUGUGAACUUUAACUGCUACACCUUUGUAAAAAUUCUUCACAUUGAAAUUUGUGAAUUCAGUUAUUGUUUAACUGUUUUUCUCUCUUAUUGCUUAGAAUUGCUGCCCUAAACAUACUGAUCCAAACCAAAUCUGUAAAAAUAUUAUUUAUGCAGCUUAUGGUUUCAUUAGUUCCCAUUUUUUUCUUCUAUUUUUAAAAAUUAAGUUUAUUUUGGUGACUAUUUCAUUAAUGUUGUUAAUAUUUGAUUUAGAGUUAGUUUUUUUUACAGUAUAAAGUUACCCCUUUGUACAGUCAAAUGGUGUGUGUUUUAAAAUGAUUUGAGGUUUGUUAUUUCUGCCAUUCAGUAAAGCAGCUUCCACCAUAGCAGUCUUUAACAUUUAUUAAGGAAAAUACAAGAUUUAUGUGAAGACCUGUAAAAUGGUAGUCUGAACUUUUUUAUGCCAAGUUUCUCUGAAACUUUAGUUAAAUUUCAAAAGUAAUUACAUAAUGAAUGCAUCAGAUGUUUCUAAAGCUCCUAAAUGUGAGUAGUUAUAGAUACACAAGUUUUGUUAGGUGGUAUAAUAAUCUACUUUUUUCUGGAAACAAUAAUCGCCCACCUUUAAUUUUUAGUUAAUCAGUUAUUUAUUUUUAAAGUUUCUUUGUAUCAAGAGGUGCUAUUUACUUGUAUUUUUUUGUAAUAUUAAUCUUUCAGAUAAAAAUUUUUUAUAUAGUUCUGAACUUACUAUGAUACCAUGUUGCAAGAAGUGAAUGAAAGAUGUAUUAGAAAAAUAUGAAACUGUCAUGCAAGUCGGUCAAACAAAGAUUAAAACUAUGAUCUAUAAGGUUGUUGAAUCUUAAAAUUUCAGUAAAAACUUCAAUUGGUUACUGCUCAUUUUUACCUGGUUCUGUUUAUUCUAUCUUGGUAAGUUGUAAGCUGAUAAUUCCCAGGUUAUUUAAUUUUUGGCUAGGACAGGUGGAGUCUGUUGAUCCUCAGGUCAUAAUACCUAUCAUGAACAGCUGUAACUUAUUGAUCAUUAUGUUAUGUGGUCUGUUAUCCUGAAUAUUCAACGUCUGAAAAUAAGGAAAGAUUUGUAAUCAUAAUAGUAGGCAAACGUCUGAUAAUCAUUAAUCCAUCCAAGAGUAUCUUAAACAGUUGUUGCUUUAUGGUUUUCAGGGCAUCCUAGCAUUUAAUUUUGAAUACUUGAGGCCUGAAGAUGAAGUCAUCUGUAUCUUUAUACUGACCAACUGAAAUGUAAUAAUUAUUUGAUAGGUCUGAACUUUUCUUUAUAAUGAACAAAUCAUUCUGCCCGUAACUGUAAUAACAUAGAUCAUCCAAGUCUCUAUCUUAGACAUCCUGACAUUUAUUUGGGACAGUUACAGCUUAGUGAUCAUUAGGGUGCUGAACAGUUGGAGGUUAUUGUUCAUUAGGUCCUACUGACCAUUAUUGUGUACAGUUAUAACUAUGAUGACAGAAUUAUCUAAACUUUUCUGUUGGACAAUUGUAACUGUUACAUAUUACUAAUAAAUCCAUCACAUAACUUAGGGAUUAGUGGGUUGUCUUGAUUGUUUUGAAAAAUUUUAACAAUAGGAUCAUUAAGUUAUCUUGACCUCUAUUCUGAAAACAGGUAGCUUGUUAAUCACCGUAUUUCAUUAACUUCUGUCUUAACAGUUACUGUCCGAUUCAGGUCUAUCUAACUUUUAUGCUUAAAUCUGUGGCCAACAUGCCAGAAGGGCUUUAAAUUUUGAAAUACCCCCCCUAUUUUUGGUAUAACAUAAUGAAAUUAGUUUGAUACUAUAGCCUGAUGUUUGCUGAUCCCAGAAAGUUACAUUGUAAUUGCCAACUACUCCAUCCAAUGUGUGUGUUUUUUGGUUUUUUUAAUGGUUUCCAAGAUAACCCAAAUACUUUAAUUUGGUUACGAGUCUUAUCUCACUUCUAAACUUUGGAAAAUUUUGUAAAAUGCACCAGUAUAUUUUUAUAAUUAGUCUGUAGCAUACUUAGAUGAGUUCCUAGAUAACAUCUGCAUAAACUGGUCCUGUUUUGCUUUAUAAAAUAAAAUAUCAUUUAACUACAUAUAUCACAUUCAGAGUGUCAAGAUGAAUUACCUAUAUUUCUAUAAUAAUGUAUUUUAGAGGAAAUCAGUUAAUGAGUGAGUGUCAGAAUCACAUAGUAACAUUUUCUUUACAAUAUCACAGACCAAAUAGCAGAUCUAACAUCUGGUUGUGUAUUUUAUAAAAUUAUUGCAGUGUUUCAUAUUACAAAUAAACUAUUUUCAAAAACCAGAGUAUUAGCUGCAUGAUUUCUAUAACAAAGUGCUCAAAAUAGAAAAAAGUGGUCUGAUACCAUGUGAACAAGUAGAAUAAAGUCUACACAAGGUUGACAUUAAAUCAAUGGGUUACUGACCACUCCAAUAAUGGCAAAUAUUGUUUAUUGUACCAAGAGCUCUGUGGAUUUAUCCAUUUAAGUGCUGUAAAAUUCUAAAUACACACCUAUAGAAAAUAUAACAUUUUUAUAUAUGAAUGGUGCACAGAUUAUGAGGGAGGAGUAGUAUUUAUAAGCGAUACAGCAAACAAUAUGGACCCCAGAGUAGAGUUCAUAAUGUUUCUGAGAUACUCUGUGUUGACUAAACAUGCAAAAACUGCAUUUAAAAAGUAAUUUAUGGGUACUAUAAAAAUAAAACAAUAAAAAAAAAGGAACUUGCAUCAAAGGCUAUAGGGAUCAUUCUUCUUUGGAGAUUUUUAUUUAUAAUAUGUGUGAGCUUUCUGCCUGGAAUCUAUAGUCCUGGAAUCAGAAAUUAUAAAGAUAUAUUGCUAAUUGUAAAACAUACCCUGGUACAUCUAACAAAAUUUUUCUAAGGGUUAAAAAUAAGCUAAGACUGGUAACGAAAUUACAGUACUUGGAAAUGGUAAACAGAAAGUGCAUUGGCUAGGGAUUAGCAAACAUCAGGUUACAAUAUCAUUUUUGUUUUAAUAUUCCAUAGGUAGAGUAUCAUGAAAAACCAUAGUCUGAAUAGAAAGCUUUAGUUUGAUAAUCAUUAGAUCUUUCUGGUGUUUAUCUUGGAUAUUGCAUCCUGGUGUUCAGCUUUUCAUCCUUACUUUUAUCUUAGCUUAUUGAUCAUCAGUUCUAUCUACCUUUAUACUAAAUAGUUUUAACUUAAUGUUCAUUGUAUUUUUCCAGUUUUUAUUCUAGAAGUUGUAACAUGAAUGCCACAGGCAUUGUAAUUUGGUUUCUAGUGAGCUAUAUCUUAAUGAUCAUCAAGUAAUCCUGAACUUUAUUCUGGACUAUUGUAGCCAGAUGGCUAUAUUUAUCCUGGACAGUUGUAGCUUAGUAUCCAGUUUGGGUACUGAUCAUUUGUAAUACUAUGAUCAUUAGGGGAACCAAAAAGUUUUCUUAGAAGUUGUAUCAUUUCAAUCAGAAUAUUGUUUUGUAAUUUCUCCUGGACAAUGAUAACCUGUUGUUCAAAACAGCUCUAAAUAUUAAUCUAGUAGUUGGUAACUUGAUAAUCAUCCAUUCAUUCUGAUCUUCACAAUAGAUACUUGUGACAAGUGAUCAUUGUGUCAUCUUAACUUGUGGACCAUUGUAACUUGAUGAUCAUCUUUAUCCUGGGCUGUUUAACCUAAUGAUCAUCAGAUUGCUUUAACCUUUAGUUGAAAAUUGGUUGUCUUGAUAAUCAAGUCAUUUUAGUCCUUAUUCUUAACUGUUAGAGCUCAGUAAACAUGGUGCCAUUCUCAUUUUAUUUUCCUGAUAACUGUUAGAUCAUUCUUACUUAUUCUAUAUAAACAUAAUCUGAUGAUUAUCAUUUCAGUGUGAUCUUUAAGCUAGAAAGUUGUAACAUAUUGAUUAAACUAGAAGAAUAUAGGUAAUAUAUUAUACUAAAAAGUUCUAGUUAAUUGAUUAAACUAACAAGUUACAGCAUAGUAAUUAAACUAAAUUUGUAUUUUAGUGAUUAUUAAGUCAUUGGGUUUUUAUAUCAGACUAUUGUAGCUUGAUGACAAAUAAGUUGUUCUGUCCAUUAUUUUACACAGUUAUAGCUUGAUGACGAAUAAAUUAUUCUGUCCAUUAUUUUACACAGUUAUAGCUUGAUGAUGAAUAAGUUUUUCUUGACAACUAUUUAACACAUUUGUAACUUGAUGAUGAAUAAUUUGUUCUGUCCAUUAUUUUACAUAGUUGUAACUUAAUGAAUAAGUUGUUCUGUCCAUUAUUUUGCACAGUUGUAACUUGAUGAUGAAUAAGUUGUUUUGUCCAUUAUUUUGCACAGUUGUAACUUGAUGAUGAAUAAGUUGUUCUGUCUGUUAUUUUACACAGUUGUAACUUGAUGAUGAAUAAGUUGUUCUGUCUGUUAUUUUACACAGUUGUAACUUGAUGAUGAAUAAGUUGUUCUGUCUGUUAUUUUACACAGUUGUAACUUCAUUAUUAUUAGGUUCUUGAGUGUACCAUGAGGACAUUUAGUGUCAUUAGGCAUUCCCAUAUGUUCCUUAAAUAAUUAAUACCAGUAAGAUAUUCUGACCAUUAGUCACUUAAUGCCUGUUUAAUCUUCAUAGAAUUAGUAACUGAAUUUUGUUUUAAUAAUGAUGAUAUACUUCAGCUGUUUCAUAAGUUGAUUAUCCUGUAUGAAAUACAGACAUAUUUAUUAUAACCAAAAAUAUGUUUGCUUAAAAUUUUGAGGUCUGAUCAGUCAGAUUUACCCAUAUGUAAUCAGAAUUACACCAGUGGAAUCUAGUGAAUGGAUUACUUGUGGUAGUGUAGUACUUCAUACCAUGUAAGUAUUUAAAGCAACUCUACAGUAUUGAAUGUGAUAAGCAUGCUUCUGUACUCUCUCUCUUUUUAUCUAAGGAUUACGACUCCAUUGGAAUUUUACUUUUGUUUUUUCAGAUUCUAAGUUUUCACAGGUUUGUAGUUAUGUCUAGGUUUUUCAUCUUACAGGAAUUAUAUUUAUUCUUGAUUAUUAGAAAAUGACACAGACUUAAUGUUCCUCUUCCACAGAUUUAGUAACAAUUAUCUCAAUUGGACAUGUUUAAGAUGUUUAAAUAAGAGUAUUUGUUGCCAAUCUUGCCUAAAUUUUGCAUUGUUCUGCCUCGGCUAUCAUUAAUUAUAACUACGUUUAUUGAAAAGUAACCUAAAGGUUUAGACUUUAGAGACUAAUAUAAUCUAUUUUCAUGUUCAAAGGCUUUGGUCAAACAAUAGAUCUCUUUUUGAAGAAUUCUACUAUGUUUUUGUAUUUUGUAUUGAUACAUACAUGAUACUGUAGUGUUUUUUCAUUAUCUGUGCUUAAAUGUAUAUGUGAAAUUAUUCAGUUUUCCCCAUUGAUUGUUAUUGCCAUCAGUUGAUAUUUCAACCAAUCGAAAAAAGUAUCGCUGAAACAAUAAAAUUAAUUAUGUAAUAAUA
Molecule: messenger RNA, 10322 nt
Organism: Limulus polyphemus (Atlantic horseshoe crab)
Lineage: Eukaryota; Metazoa; Arthropoda; Merostomata; Xiphosura; Limulidae
Product: centrosomal protein of 170 kDa-like
Exons: 18
Coding region: 130-3450 (1106 amino acids)
Molecular function (GO): protein binding
Source: RefSeq, a predicted model, not a curated record